Messenger RNA from Drosophila subobscura, 2241 nucleotides. RefSeq lists its product as uncharacterized. Bases 136 to 2199 code for a protein of 687 amino acids. Gene Ontology annotation, biological process: mitochondrial tryptophanyl-tRNA aminoacylation. Gene Ontology annotation, molecular function: tryptophan-tRNA ligase activity; ATP binding. Lineage: Eukaryota; Metazoa; Arthropoda; Insecta; Diptera; Drosophilidae. The record is from RefSeq and is a predicted model, not a curated record. Gene Ontology annotation, cellular component: mitochondrion; mitochondrial matrix. The transcript has 3 exons.
AACACUAGCAUCUGUUUCCAAAUUUGUUGAUAAUAUUUUUUAGAUGUUUUAAACUCGUUUCUCGGUCUCCUAUCACAUUAACAUUAGUUUCGUUUCCCAAAUAUAAUACCAAACCAAAAUUCUUAUCGUUAGGAAAUGUUUCGAGUCAGAAAAUUACACGUGCACCUGGCUAAACCCGCACCAAUAUUGCACUUGGCACUGUCCAAGCGAUUCAAGUCAAACCUCCUGCAGGGAUCAUCACUCCAAUGCUCCGCCAGGGCCAACGCGGGCAGCCAACAGUCGCGACAGUACCAACAGAGCAGCGGCCAUGUGCAGGAAGGGAACAUCCAAUGGCCACGGAAAAUUUUCAGUGGCAUUCAGCCCACGGGUUCCGUGCAUUUGGGCAACUAUUUGGGAGCCAUCCGAAAGUGGACGCAGCUGCAGAACAGCCGGGAUGAUGUCACAGUUUGCAUAGUGGAUAUGCACUCUAUUACCAUGCCGCACAAUCCGCCGGUGCUGCGGGAGAACAUCUUUACGAUGGCUGCCACACUACUAGCUUGCGGCGUCGAUCCCGCCAAGAGUACGCUGUUCGUCCAGUCGUCGGUGUUGGAGCAUUGUGAGUUCAACUGGAUCCUCAGCUCGAUGACCACCACUCCCAGACUGGCGCAGCUGCCACAGUUCAAGGAGAAGUCUCGACUGGUCCGCGACAUACCCUUGGGGCUGUAUGUCUAUCCGGUGCUACAGGCGGCCGACAUAAUGCUGUACAAGGCCACGCAUGUUCCCGUUGGAGCGGACCAGUUGCAGCACAUUCAACUGGCUCAGCACUUGGCGAGGACGUUCAACGGGCGCUACGGCGAACUGUUCCCUGUGUGCCAUGCCAUGAUCGAGGAGGGUGAUGCCUCCAGAGUGUUGUCACUGCGGGAUCCCUCCAAGAAAAUGUCCAAGUCCGAGGCGAAUCCCAAGGCCACAAUCAACCUGUGCGAUGCGCCGGAGCUAAUCAUGGAGAAGAUCAAGAAAGCCAUCACCGACUUCACCUCGGACAUCACCUACAACCCCGAUUCGCGGCCUGGGGUCAGUAACCUCGUCAACAUCCACGCCCAGGUCACAGGGCAGACAAUCCAAAGUGUCUUGGACGAGGCCAAGACAUUGGACACAGCCAAGUACAAGGAGCGCGUGGCCGACGCCGUCAUUGAACAUCUGCGUCCGAUUCGUGAGCGAGUCCACGAGCAAUUGUCCAACAAAAACGAGCUGAUCUACAUGCUAGAAAUGGGAGCCGAGAAGGCGCGUAGCCAGGCUCAGCAGACAAUGCGGGACGUCAAGCAACGUCUUGGCCUUGGCACAUAUGCGACAAUACCAGAGCCAGUUGUCGUGGCGCCCCUGCUGCCAGAGCGAUCCAAAAUGACGGCCAGUCAGCGCAUAGCCAAGAACGUCAACCUGCCGAAUCACAAUUCCCACAGUCACACGCAUUUGGAGGGCCGUAAUGAGCGGACUAACUCGUUUGGAGGGGCAUCGCCACACGGAAGCGCCGGAGAGGCAACAGGCACUGCAGACCUAAAGGCAAUGGCCCAGGCUCAGGCCAUUAUGAUGAGGCCUACCAUGCGUCGCCCUGUGGUGCCCACUCAAAUGAUGCGGGUGGAAAAAGAGCGUAGGGCUACUCCCAGCUACAUCUUCAAGAUGGACACACGCAAUACACCUGCCAUAGGCUUUAAGUCACCUUCCACUGCUGCUGCUGAACCCGCGGCCGAGCGCUAUCGACCACAGCGCGCCAGCAGCUUCGGAUUCGCUAAACCCGAAACUGCGGACAGGAAAGUCAAGUUCGGCCAAAACACGAAUACCAGUGCAGUCGCUAGUGUUCUGCAGAAAGUAAAAGCCGAAAGGAGCCAACACUUGCUGGUCAACAGUGCCUACUACAAAGCAUUUCAAGCGUCAAAUUCUGUUGCUGCCGCCUUGCAUGAGACCAAAAACCGAAGCAGUGAGAGAGUCAACAGCGAAAUAAUUGAGAAGAGCCCCAGCAAUGAUGCCAGUAAUGAGUUGAGCAGCGAAAAUACCAGCAAUGAAUUUAGCAGCAGCGAGCAGGAUGAGGCUAACAAUUCAUCAAGCACAACGGCGGACAACGAAGAUUCAGAAGUGUUGGAAGAAGAGUUGGAAGAGGAAGAUGAAGUUCCCGAGCGGGGGGCUGCUGAGGCGCCAGCUGCUGGAAAGGCGGAAGUAGGCAACUAGAAUACAUUGCACUUGUUAUUAAAUUUAUAUGUACUUGGCAUA